Coregonus sp. 'balchen' is the source of this 4767-nucleotide messenger RNA. NCBI's taxonomy places the organism in Eukaryota, Metazoa, Chordata, Actinopteri, Salmoniformes, Salmonidae. The record is from the annotation of a GenBank genome assembly.
AUGGUUGGAUACGGCUUGAUGCUGCUCCACUGGCUAGCCAACAACAUUCACACUGAUGACAACGGCAACAUGAGACUCAAUUUCAACCCAACCAGGGGAGACUAUGGCUUUCAUUUCUAUGGAAACAGCCCCUAUGUGUUACCUUUUCUGCUUCCUGAAAGUGGAAUAUACUAAUCACCAGAGAAUAGCAACUAUAUUGGCUCUAUGGCACUUCCUGAUUUGUAACGCAAAAUGUAUACAACUCAAGGGGACCUGAGAACAACAGGGACAGGGUCAUACUCAGAGUAGGGAGGAAGGGUCUAAUCAGUUCAUAGCAGAUGAGGUCUAUGUCACACAGCACUAUCCACCAAAUGGAAUCAGAGGAAGUGGCUACGAUCCAGACAAUACAUAUUGUGUCAAUGUCAGCCUCCUUAGCCAAAUCCAAAGAAUACCAACCAGGAGCAGAAAUGAGAUUCGACAUAGAUAUAAUGUAGAGAUCAACAACAAUAAUCUGGUGAGAAACUACGGACACCCACCUGAUCUGGCACUUCUUAGUGCAAUUAUAUUGUACUUUAGGCGUCCCAUGAUCUUAUUUAAGGAGCAAGCGCUUCGUUUAACAUCACAACCCCAGAGUGGCAUGGAGGAUGACGAUAAUAAAUAGAUUAAGCUUGAGGUGAAAACCACAAAUAGAGGAAAAGCCAAGAUAAUCUGAAGUGGUAUCCCCAAAAGGCUAUUGGACCAGGGUGUAAUAGUGGUGCUUUAUAAGAACAAUGGAAGUGAGAGCAAACUAAACAGGGCCUCGGUCGGGGGCGAAGACUCUGGGAGCUAUAACAGCUCAGUACCCCUUAACCCUGGUCUCCAGGUCAGGCUCCACAAGGAGUGGUGGAAUUACUUUGGGUUUGGGUCUCCCACUAUCGGAGAGGAGAUCUGGAGAGGUUCUGAGUUUCACAAUACCAACCGAGAGAUUCCUGUUGAUAUUAACAGACAUGACGCCAGUUUGCAGCUCUUCGUAAAGGAUGGAAUGGCCUGCGCUCACCUGUAUGUAAAGAAGUCCUUCCCUGACUGGAAGAAUACGUUUAAUAACUCCUGGGUUGGGUUCUACUCUUCUGAAGGCACCCUGGAUUAUAAUACCUGGCAAUGGGCUGUAAAGUUCUCUGAGGAAAGCUGCUCUGAUUGGGAGGAUAUACCUGAGUAUGAUGUCUAUGUGUACAAGUCUAGUAUGGCCAUGUCUCCUGGGGUCCAGGCCAGAUUCAUGCUGGAGAAGUCUGGGGGUUAAAAGGCACACACUCCACCCUGGGAGAGACUUGUCCAGGGGUGAGCUCAACUGAUAACAUGAUUCCAUUUUUACUGCUUGUCUUACUGCUUUUGUCAAUGUUCAACAUUUAUGUACCCCGCUUUUCAUUUAGAUGUAUUUUAAUUGUUAAUCUGUGUGAAGUAUAAAAGAUAAUCUGUUUGUAAAAAUCCUGGUAUCCCUUCUGUUCCUCUUUCUUUGCUAUUUUGAGGGAGUGGCUACAGGCUGUUGGUGUUGUCUUCACAAAUCCAUUUUUCGAUUAUUUUAUUUUUUGAUUCAUCAUGGGCUGGAGCUCUUUGCAUGCCAUUAUGUGGUGUUGACUGUGUUGGUUGGUUCUGAUAUGUUUGUUGUUGUUCAUUUUUGUGAUGUGUGAAAAAUCAAUACAAAUGUCAUCACCAAAAAGCUACAUGGUAAAUUCAUGCGAAAAUAUAAGUUGCCAUAACUUUUGCUGAAACAUAACGUCUAAUCUCCCGAGGGUGAAGGCAGUGGAUGGAAUCAACACUGUAUGCAAUAUCAACAGUGUGAUUGUCCUGUUUCUAGGCAACAAGUUAACCAUAUCUUUGUUUAUCUAGAAGAUACGUUUAUGUUUAAGGACUAAACUAUUAGACUAGCAUCUACUAAACUAUUCAUUUAUGUUGUUGGUCGCUGGUUCGUCAUGGCUGAUUCAUUUUUCAGCUCUGUCUCUCUAUCUAUGAUUGUUACAGAUCUACCUGUAACCAUCAACACAAACUAUGGAUUACCACACCAAACCCACUGGAGGUUAAUACUGUAGAUCCAUGGAUUAUGACUGGUAAUUAAAAGUCUGUGCAUUCUCUCUCUCUCUCUCUCUCUCUCUCUCUCUCUCUCUCUCUCUCUCUCUCCUCUCUCUCUCUCUCUCUCUCUCUCUCUCCUCUCUCUCUCCUCCUCUCUCUCUCUCUCAUUAAUUGGUAAUUAAAAAGGGAGAAGGAAAUAAGGUCACAUACUGACAUUUCAGCUUCAUGGGGUCUGAAUCAUGUAGCAUGGACAUGGGACAUGUCAGCUUAAUAAUAAUAAUAUGCCAUUUAGCAGACGCUUUUAUCCAAAGCGACUUACAGUCAUGCGUGCAUAAAUUGUUUGUGUAUGGGUGGUCCCGGGGAUCGAACCCACUACCUUGGCGUUACAAGCGCCGUGCUCUUCCAGCUGAGCUACAGAGGACCACAAAUAACUUUAUUAAGAGUUAGAUAAUACUUCUGUUUUCAGUAGAACAACACAUAAUCCAUGUGUGAAGGUAUAAAAGAGAGGGAGGGAGGAAGGUGUAGUGGGCUGGGUGGGCCCUGUCUAUCUAGGACAGAGCAAAAUCCUAUCCUAACUCAUUCCAAAUACACUUCAUCAAUAUUCUGUCAAGAGUCUUAUGAGGUACUGUAAAAUUAUAAAGAUUUAUUUGGAGUGGAUAAGUAACCUAAAUAACUCAACAACAGUAAUGUUACUUAUUUUACUGUAAUCAAAUGAGGACAGAGGCGCCAUUUUGCUGACUGUUAUUUUGCUUCUGCACUAUGUACUGUGUAUCUGACAGACCCUGCCCAUGACCUUUUCUGUCCUCUGAAAGUGGUUUACUCACUAGGGAUGCAUUUAAUUUCAGAUUAAAAACAUGUGACCCAGUGACGUCAUAGAUUAGCCUUCGUAAAACUCAGUUUUGCUGACGCUUGUCUUGUAUAUGCACUGUGUGCUGGUUAUGUACAAGAAGCACCUUUCAGUCAGUUUCAAUCUUGGGAUCUGUUGACAGAGAAGAGAGAAACAAACACAGUCAAGACUACAUUCUGGUAGGCUGCACAAGAAGGUGAGUGAGAUUUUUUAUGGUAACUAAUUUGUUUUAAUUUUGAUUUGAGGAUUUAUUACAUCAUAUUACUGUAUUGAUCAUGUUUACAAGUUUCCAAACGUUAUUUUGGAAAACCUUAGAGUAUGAAAAUGUAUGCACUCAAUAACUGCAAGUCGCUCUGGAUAAGAGCGUCUGCUAAAUUACUAAAAAUGUAAAUAUUGGGACAUAUUGGUCCGAUAUAGUGACAGUUCACUCCAAAAUGUAGUUUGUCAGAUAUUUUCUGACGUUUUGGGGGGUCCUAAAACUUUUAGUGUAUUGCCAACCACUAAAAAUAAGUUAGAGAUGUAUUUAUUUGUUUAUAAUGCUAUUUUGUCAUAGGUUGGCCAUGGUUGGAAGGGGCUUCCUGGGUUGUUUAAUCCUGUGUCUGUCUCUGGCCUCAGAAUGUGCUAUCAAAGGUACCCUUAAUUCAAUAAAUUAUCUCAAGGACAUAGACUUUGGUCACACCUCUCCUCCACAAGGCUUGAUGCUGCUCCACUGGCUAGCCGACAACAUUUACACUUACAACAACGGCAACAUGAGAAUCAAUUUCAACCCAACCAGGAGAGACUAUGGCUUUCAUUUCUAUCGAAACUAUGACAUACCCCGUUCGUUACCUUUUCUGCCUCCUGAAAGAGGAAUAUACUACUCACUAGGGAAUAACAACUGCAAUGGCGCUAUGACACUUCCUGAGUAUGUCACUAAAAGGGUAUACAAUUCAUGGGGACCUGAGAGCAACAAGCACAGGGUCAUACUCAGAGUUAGGGAGGAAGGGUCCAAUCAGUUCAUAGUAGACAAUGUCUAUGUCACACAGCACUAUCCACUAAAUGAAAACAGAGGAAGUGGCUCUAAUCCAGACAAGACAUACUGUGUCAGUUUCAACAUGUAACUCUGUGUUGUUGUUUUUAUCGCACUGCUUUGCUUUAUCUUGGCCAGGUCGCAGUUGGAAAUGAGAACUUGUUCUCAACUGGCUUACCUGGUUAAAUAAAGGUUAAAUAAAUAAAACAUUAAAAUCCUAAAACAAAUCCAAAGUCUCCCAACCAUUGGCCGAAAUGACAUUCUACGUAUAUAUAAUGUAGAGAUCAACCACAACAGUCUGGAGUGUCUGGAAAACAUCUGGGGACACACAACUGGUUUGGCACUUCUUCUGGCAAUUGUAUUGUACUUUACACGUCCCAAAUUCUUAUUUAAGCAACAAGCGUUUCAUGUAACAUCACAACCACAGAGUGGCAUGGAGGAUAAGGAUAACACAUCGAUUAAGCUUGAGGUGAAAACCACAAAUAGAGGAAAAAACUGGAUCAUCUGGAGUGGUAUCCCCAAGAGGCUAUUGGACCAGGGUGUAAUGGUGGUGCUUUAUAAGAACAAUGGAAGUGAGAGCAAGCUAGACAGUCCCUUGGUCGGGGGCAAAGCAUCUGGGAGUUAUAACACCUCAGCACCCCUUAACCCUGAUCUCCAGGUCAGGCUCCACAAGGAAGUAAUGAUCUUGUGGGUAUUUGCCAUUACUGGGGACGAGCUAUGUAGGCAUUCUGAGUUUCAUGAUGCCAACAGAGAGAUUCCUGUUGAUAUUAUCGGCUAUGAUGCCAGUCUGCAGCUCUUCGUAAAGGAUGGAAAGGCCUGCACUCGCCUGAUUGUAAAGAAAUCUGGGGGUGAAAAGGCACGCACUACACCCUGGGAGACUUGUCCAGGG